Messenger RNA from Aspergillus welwitschiae, 735 nucleotides. RefSeq lists its product as uncharacterized. The transcript has 4 exons. The record is from RefSeq and is a predicted model, not a curated record. Bases 161 to 538 code for a protein of 125 amino acids. NCBI's taxonomy places the organism in Eukaryota, Fungi, Ascomycota, Eurotiomycetes, Eurotiales, Aspergillaceae.
GAUCACUGCCCUCGCGAGAGAAUCUCGACUAUAAAUCGCCCAAUUUCAAGAUCAGAGACAAAGCUAGUUGAUCAUUGUUAUCUAUUCAACUCAAGUUGAAUAUCUAGAAGAACACAAUUUUGGUUUCUUUAAGCCUCAUAUACACAUACAUACGUACAAAAUGUCCCAAAACCGUCUCCCAGGCUCCACCCGCGGCGGCGCCAGCGCCCAACCCACGCCCGCCAACAACUCCGGCGGAGGCAGCGGCUGGGGCGACGAGGGCUAUCCCAAGGGAGGAGGCCUAGGAACUGCGAACCAGACAUCAUCGGACGAGGUUUCUCCCGACAUCCUCACGACGCCCGCACUCCAAGGCAUCUCGCAGCAAAAGCAAGCCGCAGAGCAAAAGUUCAUGAGUCGGUGGGAUGAAGGACACGAUGAGCGGGAGGGAACAUGUGCUACGGAAGAUCAUAGUUUCAUGGGGACGAAGCCCGGUGGGUCGGAUGCUUUGCCGGGUUGGAAUGUGUUGAAGGAUAAGUUGGGAUUUCUUUAUCCGGAGUAAUUUUGGGAAGUUCUGGGUUUGAUUGGUUAGGUUUUAUGAAUAAAUGAACGAAUUGUUCUGGGAAAUGAAUAUGUUGUUUGAUUAUAUGGGGUUUGAGGUUGAGGGAACACACAGGUGUUGUUUGUAUGAAAUAUGUUUGAUGGGAUAUAUGAUGCGGGGUAGUUGAUUGUAUUGGUAUAGCAUGGAUGUAUGUCACA